This is a messenger RNA of Mya arenaria, 3824 nucleotides long. RefSeq names its product heat shock 70 kDa protein 12A-like. Bases 54 to 1772 code for a protein of 572 amino acids. Gene Ontology annotation, molecular function: ATP binding; ATP-dependent protein folding chaperone. NCBI's taxonomy places the organism in Eukaryota, Metazoa, Mollusca, Bivalvia, Myida, Myidae. The transcript is spliced from 5 exons. The record is from RefSeq and is a predicted model, not a curated record.
UCCAAGUGGAUAGUGACAGGAUCGUGACAGAGCAAAGUAGUAUUUUAUCAACCAUGGCAAGCAAUCAUCAUAAGCCCCUGCUCGUUGCGGCUUUCGACUUUGGAACCACGUACAGCGGCUAUGCAUUCUCUUUCCGAGGCAACCCCAACAAGAUUCAGACUAACUCGACAUGGUAUGCAGGCGGUGGAUCUUCCAAACUGAUGUCAUUAAAGACUCCUACCUCCGUUCUUCUCAAUCCCGAAGGACAGUUUGAUUCGUUUGGAUUCGAAGCUGAAGAUAAGUACGCAGGCCUAGCUGAAGACGAUGAGCACCACGACUGGAAGCUUUUCCGGAGGUUUAAAAUGGUUUUGCAUAGCAAUGAGCAUUUGACAAAAGACGUUACGGUGGAGGACAUUUGUGGUAAGCGGAUGAAGGCUUUCCCGCUGUUUGUCAUGUCUAUAAAUUUCCUGAGAGAGCACUUACUAGAGAUGGUUACUAAGCAAAUGAUUGGAAUCGAAGAGACGGACAUAUUGUAUGUGUUGACCGUCCCAGCUAUCUGGGAGGACAAUGCCAAGAAGUUCAUGAGGGAUGCAGCAGUUGCAGCUAAAAUCGACCCAAACCGCAUUAAGCUGGCUUUGGAGCCAGAAUGUGCCUCGAUCUGGUGUGAGACAUUGGGUAUGGACGUUAAGGGCGCUGAAUCGAUUCAAGGAGCACAGUACAUGGUCGUCGAUCUUGGAGGAGGAACAGCAGAUAUAUCCGUACACGAAAAAACAUCUGACGGGAACUUAAAGCAAAUCCACAAAGCCAGCGGUGGUCCUUGGGGAGGCAUCUUUGUGGAUGAAAAUUACAUGAAAAUGUUGGGUCGGCUGUUCGGGGAAAAGGCUCUUAUUGACCUGCAACAUACUGAAAUGAGUGAUUAUUUUGAUAUCACUCGUGAAUUUGAGCAGAAGAAACGAUUAUUUGAUACCGUUAAAACAAAGCAUUUUAUUGUUCGUGUGUCUGCUUCAUUGCGUAAACUUGCUAAAAAACAUUCCAAACAAUCUUUGGAAGACAGAAUUGCUGCAUUGGACAUUCAGGAAAAUUCCAUAACACCGAAGGCUAGUGACAAGCUGAAGAUCGAUGGGACAAUAAUCCAAUCAUGGUUCAAACGUCCAAUCGACAUGCUGAUCCAGCAUAUAAGGUCACUCUUGGCAGAAGCAAAAAUGAAACGCGUGCAAACCGUUGUUCUAGUUGGUGGAUUCGGCGAAAGCCCGUAUGUUCAGGAGAGAAUUAGGAAUGAAAUACCCGCCGUGAGGAUGAUCGUUCCUGAAGACGCGGGCCUCGCCGUGUUAAAAGGCGCCGUGAGGUUUGGACACAACCCCGCCAUUGUCUGCUCAAGGAUUAUGAAAUACACCUAUGGGACAAAAGUGUUUAGUGAGUUUGAUGAAAAGAAGCACCCAUGUGAUAAGAAGGUUUGGAAGAAUGGAGGGUGGUGGGUGCCUAAUUGUUUCAAUGUGUACGCGCGGGUAAACGAGGAGGUGAGAGUGGAAGAUCAAGUGACCAUGAUUGGUACUCCUUAUAGUAAAGUUUCCCUCACACCCGUCUACAGGACGAUACAGGAGAACCCUGAGUAUGUGACAGACCCUGGAUGUGAACUAAUUGGGACUGUUAGACUGGAAAACAGCAUUGACAUUCCUUUUGAAGAACAGGAUAUAGAAGACACGUUCGUGUUCGGGGAUACUGAGUUGCUGGUGAAGACGAAAAACAUGGCAACGGGGAAAGAGGCCUUCAUGACAUUUGAGUGUUUCAAAUAAACAGUUUGAAGGACGAUGGGUGUGGAAAUGCACAUCAGAACGUUUGUACAGUAUUGCAUACGCAUGCCACAAAAUAUGUUAGCGUGUAGAACGUUCCACAAAACUAUUCUAUAGAAUGUUUAUAAGUGUUUGCUUGUACAUAUAUAUCCGUGUUUCAAUAUAUAUUUCUCUAUAUUCUCUAUUUUCUUGUUCGCAAAAUGCUUUUACCCUUUACUAGAUGGAUAUUUAAUUCUACUCACCUCUAUCCACAGCCUGAUAAAUACCCAUACAUUCUCAGUUCUACUCCUCUAUCCAUAGCACGUUUGAUACUCAUUUUUACUUAUCUCAGUUUCAAUGACAAAAAUAAACAUUACCUGCAAUACAAAACAUCUACUAACUGUGAACUAUAUUUCCAUCAACACAAAAUAAAGUAACUGGUGAAAUAAACAUUAUCUGUUACUUCUAAAAGUUUUUUCAACAAUUGAUUCAUUCUUGAAACAAGUAUCUAAUCUUUCUACGUCUACGAAUCGGGUCAUAAACAAUUCCCAAAGGGUUAAGCAGAUGAAAUAAUUGAACCAAUGUCAUGAAGGAGCUAUACAUUGGACAAAAAAUAGAAUAAACAUUAUCUUGAUGGUAUAUCUUUUCUCUUUUAGUCAUUUGUUUUUAAUCAAAAUGAAAAGAGGCUUGUAACAGUAAAUAUUCUUUAAGUAGAGCAGGUUUCAAUUUUCCACUGUCUUUUACAAUAUCCCCUAUAGAGAAAGGGUACUGAAAGGGGCAAGCUCUCUAUAUGGCAUUGAUAAGCAUUUCACUGAUAUGGGCAUACACUAGUGGUAGCUUAUUUGGUCAAUAAUCUAAGGGUUUGAAGGAUAUAAAGGAUGUAAAGGCAAUACUUUGAAGAGUACUUGCCUUCUAGUUUUUGAAGAUGAAUCCUGAAACAAAAUAUAGGGUUGAAUAAAGCAUUCUUACAUAACUAAUCUUUCAGUCCUGAAAAUUUUGCAGAUUCAUAUUAUCUUCAAACCGUCUUUGGAUGACUCGGAAUGUUUUGGCAUGUGAAGUCAUUUUCUUCAAAUAUUUUACAUAGGUAAUCAAUUGGAAGAUAGGUUUAGCUAAUAUAUGUCGCUUUUAAUUUUAAUAAUGUUUUCUUUAUUUGUUCCCAGUUUUAGUACAAUGAUGCUUUUAAUUAUGAAACUCUGUGAUCACACAGUUUCAAACACUGUUGUUUUUAAUGCAGACUGUGUGUGAUGCUCAUAGUUUCAAACAAUGACUGCAUCGUAUCUUUGAAAGGGUUUUGCAUUAGGAACUCUGAACUGUAUUCCUCCGUCUGCAGAUAGAAUUGGGAUUUCUAAUCAUUGAAGUACUUGGGGUUUACCUAUUUGUUUAUUAUUAUUUGUUUUGUUAUAAAGUUAAUGCAUACUUUGAUAAUAUUUACCUUUAACGUUUUUUCUUUAUUCAAGAUUUUGGUAUAAGAGUGAGGUUUGUGUUUGAUGGUUCUUUUACCCCAGUAAAUUAAGAUUUUACUGACCGUUCUAAGGCGGUACCUAACAAUCCUUGAUAAACAUAACUAGUUUUUUUUAUAUAGUAUAUAUGCACUGUGUUGUUUGUUGAGUUUUGUGCUGUUGUUCCAUGAUUUUAGUUUGUGAUUUUUUUGUGUAUUUUUUGUGUUCUAUGUCUUUGGCGUUUACCCUGUGCCAUUAAACGGGAUUUAUGUAUAAACGUUUGGCUACUGAGCUUGUUUCUGUAGUUUUUCACAUAAGUAUUAAUGUAAAACAAACAUAACUUGGAUGAGAUCAUGUCUGUAUAUACAAUAAUUAACACAGUUUGUAUUCCAUUGUUACAGUACCUGUUUAUUCGGAUUUCAAUUAUAAAAUAAUAGUUAUCUAUCUAUUAUUAACGACACUAAAAUACAUAUAAUGAAAAGAUACAUAUAGUUAUUUCGAGCUUCUGAAAAAGUUAUCAAUUGGAUUAUUUUUUUUCCAAUUUAUUAGAGAAAAUCCCAAUAGCAAGACCCUUUUUUAAAAAUAUAUAUAUUUUUAUAGAAUCCAUUGCGUAGCUCUUUCCUUAUCUUGUCUGAUU